Molecule: messenger RNA, 1828 nt
Organism: Rotaria socialis
Lineage: Eukaryota; Metazoa; Rotifera; Eurotatoria; Philodinida; Philodinidae
Source: the annotation of a GenBank genome assembly
UCUAAGGGUAUAUGAAAGGGAUUAAGAAACUUUUCACAUACGGUAAAAGGGUUUAGUCUACGUUGCACUUUCAUAAACCCUUAAAGGGUUUAUUAUUCUACCCUUUUUUUUUACAGUGUAGACUUCUCGCAUAUUCUCAUUCAUGAUUAGAAAAUGCUGCCAUGAUGUCAAGGACUCUUUUUUGUUCGGAGACCUUCAAAAAUAUCUCGACGAACAUAGUGCUUUUUUCACAAAAUCAUUGCCUGUGGCAUUUUUAUUAAGAAGAAAAACUAAUGCUAUGCUAUUUUCUCUCUCUCUCGUAAACUAAUUUCAAGCUACGCAAUACGACUAAUAUCUUGUGUUUUUUCUAUAUUGCUAUCUAUAUAAAAUCAUGAAUCAGGAUCAACAUGUAUCAUAGUUUAUCUACGUGAUAAUAUGGGUGAGAAAUCGAGCUGAAACUGACAAAAUAAAGUAGACAAUUUUGAAGCAGAAAGUAAAGAAUGAAAAAAAACGCGAAGAAAAUGAUUCAGGACAAAGGAGAAAAAAAGAGUAGAUUUAAUGAAGAAAUGAAAGAACCGUCGAAAAAUAGAAGACAGAUGAAAAGCAAAUCAAUAGAUGCGUGGCAGUUUAAUCAACAAACUCGGGUAAUAAUAAUCGACCGAAGUGAACGCCGAAAGUGAUAAAAUGAAUUCCGGGUAUUAGAUGGAAUUGAUAGGCAGUGAUUCCGGGAAUUUCGGAAUUGUGUUGGAAGUGAUAAACGGAACUGUCGGAACUGAUUCCGGACUGUUCAACAUUGUGGAAUGGGAUGCAUUCUCGAUACAAGGACAGCAGAACAGCCUUGUCCUGCGCACAUCUCUGAUUCACACCCACACCCACACCCAAGAAUACAAGUAGAUGAGACGAAAGCACAACGAUAGAGAAAAAACAACACAUGAUCCUUUGAAACUUUUAUGGACUAAUUGUUGUGUUUGAUUUCGUAAGUAAUAAUUUACAGAUAGGAUUUUACAGAAGUACCUACUAUCACGAGGAGAACUACACCUACCGCCACAUUCUGCUACUUUCAACAUUACGGCGGCACUCAAAUCGUUCGCUUCAUAAAUUUCGCUCUCUGUCUUGGGUGACCGGGCAGAUCGUCGCGAGACAAAACGUCGCGGACAAUUCGUUGCGGACAAAACGUUGCACGGAUAAAUCGUCCCAUGGGCAAAAUGUUGCAAUAUUGCAUAUUGUUGAAAAUGUUUAUUCAGAGUAUGAAUUCAAAUUUUGUAAUGUAAAUCAAUGAAAAUAAUAUAACGAAUUAAUUGAAAAAAAUGAAUUAUAAAAUAAAACUAAAAUCGCUAUCAAUCUAGAGAUUUAAAUAUCAAUCGCAUUUACAAAGAUGAAACAGAAUUUUUUUCUAAUUUUUUGAAUACGUCAUAUUGAUUAGCACUUCAUUUUUGAUCAGUAUAUAUAUUGUAACGAUUUGACCAUGCGACGUUUUGUCCGUAAUGAAUUGUCCGCGACGAUUUGUCUCGCGACAAUCUGUCAUAGCGGCCCUGUCUUGGUAAAAAAAACAUAAAUUCUUUUUUCUCGGAAGUAGCGAAAAUAAUUCACUGACUAUGAAAUUGGAAGAAGAAUGAGCAAAUUAAAACAGAAUAAAUAGUGUAUGGCGCAUUCAUUUUCGACAGUUUCAUUGUAAAUAUAGAUUUCAUACCGUAUAAUACAGAAGUUUGACUUUUUAACAAUGGUGAGUGAUCAACAAGACAAAACAUUAAACCAAGUUAUUCCACCUUAUGCUGGUGCUCCACCAUAUGAAGGAGAUACGGUAAAUUACAAUAACACAGCCGCAACAACUACAACGACAUCAACAUAA